AAAGAAUAAAUUAUUUAAUGCACAGUGAAUUAUUGCACAGGUGACGAGUUGAUUUUUUACUGGGUGUUGUUAAAUGCUUUUAAAACGGCUAGGUUGUAAUUUAAGUGCAUAGCCUUUUCCUGAUGUAAUUAACAUUUUAGUGGUUUUAUAGAUUCUAUGGCGCAACUUACUGCAAAAAUGUAGGCUAUCUUAUUAUGCAACAUGCCAUGUUUACCCGUGGUUACGGGUGUUGUUAUAAACCUAGCCCGAAGCUUAGCACGGGCUAUCUAAACUCACAUGAAAUAAGAUGGUAAUAGUUGCUUUAAUAUCUUUUUUUCAGUUGUAAUGACUUUUGUAAAUGUAUAAACAUAAUUUGCUAUUGUCCUUUUGAUGAGGCACAACAGCAUAAUUUGCUCUAUUCAUUCUUGUAUUUUAGGGGCAACUAUUUAUUGGGGACGGCCGAGACACACAUCAAGUGCUGAAUUCACUGGUAUAUUAUAUUACAUUGCAGAUGGUCAAAGACAUUCACCACAGACAGUGAAAUCCUUCCUGAAACAUCUGCGUUUUUGCAAGCAUCAUUUAGAAUUCCUGUUGCAAAAUGUUGCAGAGAGAGUAGAAUGGACUGGUGUGUAUCUGAAUAAAGUAAAAAAUAAAAAAGUGAAUCCUGUUUAUUUGUGUGUGUGAAAUGAGCGACUGGAUGGAAUACUACAGCGGAGUCGUUCACGGUCCUCGCCACAGGCAGUAUAUCAGGCCUAUAAAAAUCAAAGCUGCCUGAUGUAGUAUUUUAUUAUAGUAUUAAACGACCAAAAAAGUUCAAGUAGGCUAGUUUCUUCCAUAAAUACAAGGGGAUUGUCGCACGGUGGUGUUUAAUACCCUCGUUAACAAAAAAUGACUGUUAAUUUCACAAUAAAGCUGUUCAUUAUCUCAGCAUACUCCUAUUACUCCAAGAAGGAAGAGGUUUGCCUCCUCGGAGGUUUAGACGUUUAAACGAGUGGGGGGAUACAAUAUUUUAGCGUAAAAAUCGGUUGAUAAAACGUUAUAAGCAGCCGUCACCGCCUUCAUUUGGUUUCUGUGGUGUCUUUCAAAGUACUGUUAAAUAUUUCGAUAAAUUGCCUAUAUUAAAUUGUUAUUUUCAUACAUUUUAUCAAGGAAAUAUGAUCAAGCUCCCAUUCAGCACUAAUGCUAUAGAUCACGAUAUAAUGCCACAUCAAUUCAUAGACAAAAAUGUUCUCUCACUUAUUACUGUGGGCCAUGCAUAUGCAUUUCUUUUAUACAUAUAUAAUGUCAGAACGUUUAAUAAUUUAAGCUGACAUUUUCCCGACUGCUUGUUGAUAUCUGGAGAUAUAUGGACACGCUCCCAUUUUGCAUAUUGCAUAAACAAGACAAUUUAUUUAGAUGGGAAAUAUAGAGAGCGCAAGAGGAGGAGAGCUCCGUACAGCCUCUUGGCGGAUUGAUUUACACCCCAUUGACGCUUUAUCAGGCUCGCGAAAAAAGUCUGACCAAUCACUUCGCUCGGAGCGCACGCCACAGCAGCCCGGCUCUACUUCGUUGGCGAGCGAGUAGAGAGGAGUACCGUAAAGAGGGGAGUAAAGCACAUUUCUAUUGUACAUGUUUUCCCUUUAAUGAACAGUACGUUAUAUAAUGUCCGAGAAUGUCCAUUUCUGGAACUCUAAGCAACUACUAUGUCGAUUCUAUCAUAAGUCAUGAGGGAGAAGAUCCGAACGCGUCCCGCUUCUCCAAUGUACAGUACUCCAGCGCCAGACAACCGGGACCCGGCGAGCAUCCCGAGUUCCCCUCUUGUAGCUUCCAGCCCAAGCCUCCAGUGUUCAGUUCGUCAUGGAGUCCAUUCAGUUCCCACGCGUCCAAUGGCUUACCCGCGGUCUACCAUCCGUACAUACCGACGCAGCCAGUGCCUUCAACGGAUACUCGAUACCUCCGCACAUGGCUCGACUGCGCCCCGAGAGCAGAGCCUCUGCCAGGACAGGGACAGGUCAAGAUGGAGCCGCUCCUGGGACAUCUCGGGGAACCACCGAAACUAGUUGGGCAGCAUGAGUAUAUCUUAGAGUCCUCUACAACACGGGAGAUGAAUUCUAGCCACAGCGCCGGGUUUGAAGACAAUAAGGACAUAUGCGAAGGCAGCGAGGACAAAGAAGGGCCGGAUCAAAACGACCCAUCUGCCAACUGGUUACACGCUCGAUCAUCCCGGAAGAAGCGAUGUCCAUACACGAAAUAUCAGACCUUGGAGCUGGAAAAGGAAUUUCUGUUCAAUAUGUACCUCACCCGAGACCGGAGACACGAGGUAGCUCGCCUGCUGAACUUGACAGAGCGACAAGUCAAAAUAUGGUUCCAGAACAGAAGGAUGAAAAUGAAAAAAAUGAAUAAGGACCAUCCCAAAGAAUAAUAACGCAGACUGGAGCCAGGCGUUCAAGCAUUUUACAAAGAGUCUUUUAAAUCUGGAAGCUGAUGCAAGAAGGUUUUACUGCAUCAAAGAGAAAACGCACACACGCACUCACAAACCAUUUCCCGCAUGACUGGACAGUGUUAAGCAUAUAGAGUAUAAGGGAGAGGUGAGAUGAUGCAGAGGAGGGGGAAGACGUCGUGCCAUCUCUCCCUUCUUUUAUUGCGUUUUAUGACUUGAGCGUAAGAAGCACUUCAUCAGGAAAUAAACAGGUGAUAAGGAACUGUUUCAACAUAAGAACAGCAGAAAAUGUGUUCUUUUUGUAAAGUUGUUCUCUAUAAUUCUGCAUUUUCAUUAUUCCCUUUUUCACAGACUUGUGCUGAUAUAAAAUGUAUU
Molecule: messenger RNA, 2773 nt
Organism: Carassius carassius (crucian carp)
Lineage: Eukaryota; Metazoa; Chordata; Actinopteri; Cypriniformes; Cyprinidae
Product: homeobox protein Hox-B9a-like
Exons: 2
Coding region: 1631-2380 (249 amino acids)
Biological process (GO): embryonic skeletal system morphogenesis; DNA-templated transcription; anterior/posterior pattern specification
Cellular component (GO): nucleus
Molecular function (GO): RNA polymerase II cis-regulatory region sequence-specific DNA binding; DNA-binding transcription factor activity, RNA polymerase II-specific
Source: RefSeq, a predicted model, not a curated record